AUGAGUCAGGUUUGGAAUCAGAAGGCAGUGAUAAAAGAAAUAAAAAAUGAAAUAAUUGAUAAUGAAGAAGAAUCAUUUAUAGCAGAAGAUGAAGAUGAGCAUAGAAUAAAUCUGGAAGCAGAUGUUUCAGAAAAUUGUUACGAAAAACCAGUAAAAACCUGGUCUUCUAAGGUUUAUGAUGCCUUUAAGGCUUGCUUGGAAAAGUGUGAUAUUGUUGUCAUUCCAGCUGGUGUGCCUCGUAAACCUGGUAUGACUAGGGAUGAUUUAUUUAAUACAAAUGCAUCAAUUGUUCGUGAUUUAGCAGAUGCUUGUGCGAGAGUUUGUCCUCAGGCUAUGAUCUGCAUCAUAGCAAAUCCCGUCAAUUCUACUGUACCUAUUACUGCAGAAGUAUUUAAGAAGCAUAAUGUGUUCGAUCCAAAGAAAAUAUUUGGAGUAACUACAUUGGAUGUAGUUAGAGCCAAUGCAUUCAUUGCUGAGGCAAAGGUACUUGUUUCGUUCUUCUAA
Molecule: messenger RNA, 504 nt
Organism: Stegodyphus dumicola
Lineage: Eukaryota; Metazoa; Arthropoda; Arachnida; Araneae; Eresidae
Product: malate dehydrogenase, mitochondrial-like
Biological process (GO): malate metabolic process; tricarboxylic acid cycle
Cellular component (GO): cytoplasm; mitochondrion
Molecular function (GO): L-malate dehydrogenase (NAD+) activity
Source: RefSeq, a predicted model, not a curated record